UGGGACAAAAUAGGCCACUAUGGGAAAGGGGCAGGGACAGGAAACCAGCACAGAGAGCAUAUUUUACCUCCCUCUCAAUUGUGUAGCCAAAGUGGAAAAAUUUAUAGACACAUCGCUGUGUCUAGAAUUUUAUUUUUACCUUCAUUUCAAUUAUGUUCAAUAAAUAAUAUUUCAUUCAUCAGUUUUAUCUUGUUUAGAUGAUGUUCUGUCUUUUCUUUUGCUUUAAUUCUUAUUCUGAACUCUUACUCCAGGCCAUUUUUUAAUAACUCAUAGCUAUACUAUCAGACUAUAGGGUCGCUAUGAGUCGGAAUCGACUCAAUGGCACUGAGUUUGUUUGUUUUUUUAAUACUAUCAGAAUACUAUCCUGACUUGUCUCGCUACCUUAAAAAUAUCUUCCUUUCAAAGGUUACUAAAUAUGAAGAGCAGUAACUUUCUAGAAAAUUUCACUUUAAUUAUUCUCUUUUUAGAUAAAUACCUAUCACCCAUGCUGUCAACUGUCCUCUCCCCAUUACCCCAGACCAAUUUAGUGACCCUUGCUAAAGAGUGUUCUACCUACAUACCCUUCAGGCUGCCAAGGUUCUGCUUGGCAUGGUGUGAGCCACGUUGCCUGGAUUAAAAGAUAUUCUCUUUUCUUUUUCCUUCCUAAAUAUUUCCCAUUUGUCAAAGGUUAAUUAUUUUAUGCCCCACAUUUUUUACAUGAAAUAUAUCUUAAUUCCUGCAUCUCUCUGGAAGCACAUACUGUAUAUUCUCACUUGUCCCGAUAGAGAGCAUCUUACAUGUUUAUUUUAAUUUUGGUUAGGAAAACAUAUGUUUUUUUUAACAAUUAAAAUGUAAAUUCAGAGUAUUGUUAAAAAUAAUCAAAACUCAACAAAAUUGAAACUUGAAUUUUUUUUCCGAGUAGUUAUUCUAUAUGGAUAUAGGGAGACCAUUCUGAUUUAAAAGAAAAAAAAGCAAAUGUUUAGACAUAGGCUAGUUACAGUAAGGCUUACAACUAGAAGAGGACAGAGAAGAAUAGAAGAUGAAUCAUUUUCUUAUCUUAACAGGAUAGAUCGUAACUUGCUCUCUUCCUUUUACUGAGAUCUACUGGUUACUGAUAUUAGUCAGGUCGCAAAGUGGCCUCUGCCCCUCCACCCACCAGCAGCCAUGACACUUUUUGAAAUUUAAAUUAAAUAAGUCUGGCUCCAAACAGGAAGGAAAAGGUGAACAAUUUUGGGUGACAAAAACCCCUGGCUUGAUUAAUUUUGGGUCAGGAAUUUUUAUGGUUAGUACUUGGUUUUGUGGGUAAGAAAAAUCAUAAAAUCAAAGGAAGAUGUCUGUUUUUAAUUUCUCUCUAUGACAAUUUUAGUUUUGAGAUAAAGAACUUGAACAUCAAAGACAAACUGACAUUGUUGCUGAGAACUUAUUUCGGCUGAGGAUAUCACCAAAGGAGGCUUCAGGGAUAGAACCAAAGAAAAGCAGAAGACUUUUUUUUUGGAGGGGGCACCUACUUUUAAAAGAAAAAAAUAUAUGAAAAUUUUCGUGGUGAAAAAGACAAAGACACUUUAUUUACCUGAAAACCUCUGAUUCACUGGACCAGCUCCUCGAAGCCAGCAGCAGCAAAGCUGUGGAACCUGCCUGGGAGAGGAACACUUUUAGGACAGGUGAAAUGAAUGUGAAUACUUUUUCUGCACAAUUCAAAUUCUUCAAUUCUACUUUGAAGUGAUUACUAAAUUUAGGAACAGGUUUUGGUAAAACAAAAUAUAACAUAAAAUGGUAGAGAAUAGAGGAUAAUUUUCUGUUGUCCAUGUCCCUAAUAAGUUGCCCAAAUGUUUCCAUCUAAGAUAUCUCAAAUCCUUUCAUAAGGUUUGACUCUAAGUGUCAGUGGUUGCUAUCUAUGUCAGAAGAUGAAGAUAGUUUUUUUAAAGAACAUAAAAUAUAUAAAACAAACACAUGCCAAAUAUUUUAAGUAAUUAAUUAGUGAUUGAGAGAGCUAGUAAGAUAUUCAAAAUCAAAAUCAAAUUUCACACAUAAAAGAACAGAUAAGCAUGGCUGAAAAAAAAUACAAAUAGAUGCAAAAUGGAUCUAUCUACAGAGAAAAUACCAAUUGCAUUCCGCUAAAACAAAAUUAGUUUGUAUUUGUAUAGGCAAUAAUUUUUAUUAUUAACAGUUUUAUACAACUUCUACAAUUGUAAGAUAGCUUAAAGACAAUAAAUAACAAACAUAACCCAGUCCACUAAAGAGAAGACUCAGCUUUUUUUCCUGUUUCAAAGAUUUUCACAAUUUUUCCUGACACUGGCAUAAUGAAGAAAGAUGCAAUGAGUAGAGGAAAUGAUAUUGGUUAAGUGUUUUCUUAUCCAGUAAUUAUGCAUAAGUUGUGUAUGAAUUAUUUAAUUGAAUCAAAAGAAUGAUCCAAUGAUAACGCUUACACAGUAGGUUGAAUAAGGAUACUCAAAAAAUGUAUAUGAGAUCACAAAGCUUGUAAACAGCUGAUCUAAAAUUUGUACUCAGGACUGACUGGUCCCAAAUUUGUGCACUUUCUCACUACAUAUUUCAAUACAAGGUAUAUGAAAUUCUAUUUGAAUUAGAUGUGGAAUAUGGGCCUUAAUCAACAUAGAAUGACAAGGUGGAUGAUUUGGACUUGACUGAUAACCAUUUUCAGUCAUUCAGUUAAUGGGAUUAUUUGUGUUCAAUUACCUCCUGAAGACUUGGUGGUGUUACUCUUGUAUGGCAUGGAAUACCUGCACAUGUUUCAGAGAAAGUGAACCUGAGAAAGUAGAAGAGUAAACUCCCUUGACUAAAUCACAAGUUGUUCAUUUUAUUUUUUUAGAGUCAUUGAUUAAACACCCAGAGAAAUGAACAACUUCACCUCUGUGACCAUGUUCUUCCUAAUGGGGUUUUCUGAUGUUCGGGAGAUCCAGAUCUCACAUGCUGUGUUGUUUUUGCUGCUAUACCUGGCAGCUGUACUGGGGAACGUUCUCAUCAUCACUCUCACAAGCAAGGAUCAUCGGCUCCACACCCCUAUGUAUUUCUUCCUGCAGAACUUGUCCUUUCUGGAUCUCUGCCUCAUUUCCAUCACUGUUCCCAAAUCCAUCGCAAACUCUCUGGCUAAUCACACCACCAUCUCAUUUCUCGGCUGUGUUUCACAGGUAUUUUUCUUCUUCCUCUCAGCCACUACAGAAGUAUCUCUACUCACAGUGAUGUCUUAUGACCGCUACGUUGCCAUCUGCCACCCACUGAGGUAUGAAGUCAUCAUGAGCCAUGGAGCCUGUGUGCAGAUGGCAGCUUCCUCAUGGGUCAGUGGAGUUCUCAAUGCAAUUCUGCACACAGCUUCUACCUUCUCCAUACCAGUGUGUGGGUCUCCUGAAAUUCGUCAGUUCUUCUGUGAUGUUCCACAACUGCUGUCCCUCGCCUGUUCUUAUAAUACUGUGGAAUUAGUAGUCAUUGGGCUCACCCUGGUGUUAGGUUUUGGCUGUUUUGUGUUUAUUGAUAUCUCUUACAUUCACAUCUUCUCCACUGUUCUGAGAAUCCCAUCCAGAGAAGGCAGGUCUAGAGCUUUCUCCACGUGCUUGCCUCACCUCACUGUUGUGACUCUCUUUCUCUUUUCUGGCUUUCUUGCCUAUUUACGACCUUUACCCAAAUCACCAUCACCCUUGGAUUUGCUGGUGUCGGUAUUCUAUACUAUGGUGCCGCCCAUCAUGAAUCCCGCCAUCUACAGUCUGAGAAAUAAGGAUAUGAAGAUGGCAUUAAAGAAACUUAAAGAGUGGGCAUUGCCCUUCAAAUUAGGAGAGUUAAUGCCACAUAUAUCAUGAUCUUUCAAUCACUGACAGAAUUGUCUGAACAAUCUGGUUGCAUAGUCUGAAUAUAAUAUUGGAUAUUUAAAGUAAGAAUUUCUGUGAAAACUCUGGUUGUACUCAUUGA
Loxodonta africana (African savanna elephant) is the source of this 3897-nucleotide messenger RNA. RefSeq names its product olfactory receptor 14A16-like. Gene Ontology annotation, molecular function: G protein-coupled receptor activity; olfactory receptor activity; odorant binding. The record is from RefSeq and is a predicted model, not a curated record. Gene Ontology annotation, cellular component: membrane. NCBI's taxonomy places the organism in Eukaryota, Metazoa, Chordata, Mammalia, Proboscidea, Elephantidae. Gene Ontology annotation, biological process: G protein-coupled receptor signaling pathway. The transcript has a single exon. Bases 2832 to 3788 code for a protein of 318 amino acids.